Molecule: messenger RNA, 528 nt
Organism: Prorocentrum cordatum
Lineage: Eukaryota; Dinophyceae; Prorocentrales; Prorocentraceae
Source: the annotation of a GenBank genome assembly
AUGUCGCGUGCGAGGAGGUGUGAGAUUUUGAAGCUGUACGACUGUAUUAGCAUGGCGGACCUGCGGUCCAAGGAUUUGAUGACAGCGAAGAAGCCGGAGAAGAACCCGCGCUUCGCCCGGGAGAAUUCUUUGGUCACCUGCAGCAUCCAGCUGGCCCGGGCCACGACGGUGGACACCUUCAAGGGUGUUGCCCAGAUGGGCCGCUUCACGCUCCGAGACGAGGGCAGAACAAUCGCUAUCGGAAAGAUCACCGAGCUGCCAACCAAGGACCGAUGGCAAGUGAGCCUUGGGGCGCUGCUGGCACGUGCGGCAGGAUCCCAUCGCGCCACGACACCAACCUUGCCGCGGGCAGCAACCGAGCACUGUAGGACGCCCUCUGGAGGUACGGCGAGCUGGUCGUGGGGCGGCCCGUGUUCCCCCAGGCCGCGCACACGCGGGAAUUUUGAAGUUUCCUUUGGCCCCAGCGCGCGGAUCUUCUUCCGGCGCCCCUGUUGCCGCGGUCGGCCGAGGCCUGCCAUCGGCGUGUAA